GGCGCGGCUGGGCCGCCUGCAGGCCGCAGCGAGGCCUGGCCCGGCGGGGUGCGGGGCGUCACGGGGAGCCCUUGUCCUCCCUGCACCCCGGGUGGGAUGAGCGGGUGUCGGUAGGCUGGGAGUUGGAGUAUAAACGCGUCCUGCGGUGUGAUAAGAGGCGUGAUAAGCUGCUGGGCUCCUCUAAAAAUUUGUUUUCUGUGUGCUGUGAGUCGGUGAUGUUGCGAAGGCUGCAAUGGGCACUGAGAAAAAUGGUACCAGCCCCACUGUGAAGACGUUCAGGCUGGGGGGAACGCGGCCUGACCAGCUGUGCAGUAAUGUAAGGAUGAUUGUGUUUCACUCUGAAAAGCUCAAGAUGUCCAGCAGACAGUAGGAGCAUAGACUGGAGCUGGAAGGACUCCGUGCAGGAAAUGACAUUGCCAGACCUACAGAGCACUCAGUAAGAACUAUGCCAAGAAAAAGAAAGCUGUGGGCUCAGUUAAGCUCCCUCCAAAGCAACUCCAGCAUCCCUGCUUCUGAUGCCUUGAAGAGCCCCACCACGACUCUUGAUGGGAACUCUUCUCCAAAAAGCAGCAAAUAUUUUGUAACAGAGAAAAAACAAUCUUCCCAACUUGAAGCAGAUUUCUUCAACCAGCCCUGUAUCAGCCUGGCCAAAUCCUUCCUGGGACAGAUUCUAGUUCGCAAACUUCCUGACGGCAGGGAACUCUGGGGGAGGAUUGUUGAAACAGAAGCUUAUCUUGGUGGGGAAGAUGAAGCUUCUCACUCAAAAGGUGGGAAGCAAACUCAGCGGAAUGCAGCCAUGUUCAUGAAACCAGGAACUCUGUACGUGUAUCAGAUCUAUGGGAUUUAUUUCUGCGUGAACGUUUCCAGCCAAGGGGAAGGGGCUGCAGUCUUACUGCGCUCUCUGGAGCCUCUCCAGGGUUUGGAUGUGAUGAGGGAGCUGCGCAGCACUUCAAGAAAAGGAUCUGCAAAGCCACUGAAGGACUGGCAGCUGUGUAAUGGGCCUUCCAAGCUCUGCCAAGCAUUUGGGAUUGAUAAGGCUUUUGACCAAAGGGACCUGACUCAAGAUGCAGCCAUCUGGAUGGUACCUGGACAGGAGCUGCCAGGGGAGCAGGACGUGGUAGCCACGACCAGGAUUGGCAUUGGGAACAGAGGGGAAUGGUCACAGAAACCUCUCAGGUUUUAUUUACGGGGAAACAAAUUUGUGAGUGUUGUAGACAAGAAAAUGGAACGAGAGAUGGCAGCAAUGGAACCCAUCUCUUGCAGCUGAUGAGUCUUGCAAGUGUGCCACCAAUCAGGACUUGAGCUGUGCUCUUUAGGAGAGCCUCAAGCCAUGUUGGGGCAGCAGCAAGGGCAGCUUGGAGGUUUUUAACAAUAAACAUA
Messenger RNA from Phasianus colchicus (ring-necked pheasant), 1380 nucleotides. The record is from RefSeq and is a predicted model, not a curated record. NCBI's taxonomy places the organism in Eukaryota, Metazoa, Chordata, Aves, Galliformes, Phasianidae.